Helicoverpa armigera (cotton bollworm) is the source of this 1555-nucleotide messenger RNA. RefSeq names its product zinc finger and BTB domain-containing protein 11-like. The record is from RefSeq and is a predicted model, not a curated record. The transcript has 8 exons. The coding region runs from base 119 to 1540 and encodes 473 amino acids. Gene Ontology annotation, cellular component: nucleus. Gene Ontology annotation, molecular function: zinc ion binding; sequence-specific DNA binding. Lineage: Eukaryota; Metazoa; Arthropoda; Insecta; Lepidoptera; Noctuidae.
UACAUAGAAGAAUGUAUUAAUUAUUGAGAAAAUAAUUCUUAAUAUAAUAAUUUCGUUGCUAAAAACUGUUUUGUGGUGUAGAAAUUGAUAAUUUACUUAAUACAUUGAAAGAUAAAACAUGAAGUGUUGCGUACCGGACUGUGGAUAUAUCGGUAGAGUCAGGAGUUUCGAUACAAACCGUCAAAAAAAUACUUUACAUUCGUUCCCGAAAGACCCAAAGCAUCGUGAAGCGUGGUUGGAGGCUCUAGCUAUCCCAAAUUUUGAGCCAAACAGCAAGUCCUUUAUAUGUUCACAACAUUUUCUGGAUAAAGACAUACAUGUAACUAAAAACGGGCACAAAAGACUCAAAAAUGGCGCUGUACCUAUUAUACAUGAUUCGGACGCACCAGCUGAUUCAAGGAUUUGUAAGCUGUGUUUGACUUUGGACGCUAAAAUGUAUCAACUGAGCAAUCAAAAGCUACAUAUCAUGUAUAGGGAUAUCAUGGGUACCCCACCGAACAAAGGUGUGAGCAACAAGCUACCGAUGGGUAUAUGCUAUGUUUGCGCUGCGAAGCUACAAGCGGCUUCAGCUUUCAGAUGUAAAGCGCUUAUAAGCGACGCUCUGCUCAAAGAGCAUUAUUUGACCCAUGAUCAUCUAACCGUAUCAGAUGUCCGGACUCUAUACAAGAAGCAUCCCGACUUAAAAUCGCAAUUAUCAAGCAAGGAAGUUUUCAAAUUUAAUAGUACCAAUAUUGUCGACUUAAUACCACAGCCAUUUGUCAAAACUGAAAAUAACAGCACACAAGUAGAAAUAGAAAUAAGUAAUUUAGAUCAAAAUAAUGUCAAAGAUGAAUCUAAUAUGAAUUUAAGUGUCAAAAGUGAAAUUAAUCUUCUAUCUCUAAAUGAUGAAUCAAUAACUUUUGAUGAAGACAAUUUUGAUGGUCCAUCAAAAAUUGACUUUUUUGAUAAUAUCGUGUUCGUCAAAAGUCAGAAUGAGAGUGAGAGUCAAAUUAUUGAUGAAAAAAGUGAGUUUUCCAAAUCUGUUGAAUCUGAUUUUGAUUUUGAAAAUGAUAGACAAAUGAAUGAUGGGAAUACGGCUAAUGUUGUGGUUGAUGUUACUUCUGGUAUUAAGAAGAAGAAGAAGGUUGGAAGUAAAGUUAAGAAGACUGAAGAUGAUGAACCUGUGAAAAGGGGGCGCAAAAGAAAAAAACCUUACGUCCGGCCUUCAAAAGCCAUAGACGAAAAUGUUUUUUCUGUAACUAAUUUAGACCAUGAAAAGUUAAAGAAAGAAGUAUUGAAUCGACAGUAUUCACAUAAGUACAAGCAGAGUUCUCACAAAUGCACCGUUUGUUUCAAAUGGUUUCCAUCGCAGGACAAAUUGGAAAGACACGCUUUUAAACAUAGUGAGCUCAGCGGUCCACUAGCAUGUGAAAUAUGUUUCGUACGAAUAAAAUCUCCGAGGCAUAUGCGAGCACAUAUGAAGCAUCAACAUAGCGAGGAAUUUACGUGCAAACUAUGUCCUCUAGUCACCAGGAAUAGGUAUGUAAUUUCCAUCAUGUAGACGACCUCUGUGGCG